AUUGAUUCAGUGUAAUAUAUAUUUAUAUUUAUAUUUUUUCUUAGUGCAACUGAAACAAAAAAGAAGAUUCAAACUAUUUUGAAUUAUACAAAAAAAAACUUUUCUAGUAUAAAAAUUUGAAAUAUAUAAAAGAUAUGUGAUAUUAAAUAUAUACACGUAUAUAUAUUUAAUAAUUUAUGAAGAAUUGUGAUAAUUUUAGAAGAAAUAAAAUUUAUGUGAUAACAUGUUAGAAGACGGAGUUACUACUAGUAUUUUAUGUACAUUUUUUAUUAUAUUUUUCGUACUUAUAUUAAAUUUUUUUCAAUAUCUUGCAAGAGAAUCGUAUAUUCACAUUAGAGAUGUUACAAAAGAGCAUAACUGGAAAUCUAUUAAAAAAGAAAACAAGGCAUAUUAUUGUAGUAUUUGUGAAAACUUGUUGUUAAAUAUUAGUGGUUUAAUCUGUGAUUCAUGUGGAGUUUGUGCUGAUCCUACAUGUGUUAAGAUUGCAGAUAAGCAAUUAAAAUGUAAAAUUAUUACUGCAAAUAUAAAUGAACCAAUGAAUCAUCAUUGGAUAAAAGGAAAUUUACCACUAAAUGUUAUUUGUGACAUAUGUAAUGAAGAUUGUGAUAUGGAACCUGGAUUAACAGAUUGGUGGUGUUGUUGGUGUCAUAGGUGUGUCCAUGAUGAUUGCAAAUCUAAACUUUCUAAAAUAUGUGAUUUUGGGAAAUUUAAAUUAAUGAUCAUUCCUCCAAGUAGUUUAGAAGUAAUAAAUCUACGAAGUACUGUAAGGCGUAGAUUACGUCUCUGUAAAGUUAUACCUCCAAAUUGGCCUCAAUGGAAUCCUCUUAUAGUUGUUGCAAAUAAAAAAUCUGGUAAUAAUGAUGGAGCAGAAAUUUUGUCUCUGUUUAGGAUAUUAUUAAAUCCUGCACAAGUUGUUGAUUUAUCAGAAUGUGAUGCUGUUGCUAUUCUUGAAUGGUGUCGUUUACUUGGAAAAGUAACAUGCACACUCCUUGUAGCAGGUGGAGAUGGAACAAUAGCAUCUUUAUUAAAUGCUAUUCAUAAAGUGGGACUAAAGCCAAUUCCAUCUGUAGCAAUAAUUCCUUUGGGAACAGGUAAUGACUUAUCUAGAGUAUUAGGAUGGGGAAAAGAGCAUGAUUUAAAUAAGGAACCUGAAGAUAUUCUACAAGAAAUACAAGUAGCAGAAAAAGUGGAACUUGAUAGAUGGACUGUAAUAAUAAAACCAUAUGGUGGAUUAGGACUUAGAAGUUCCCAUCAAAUAUUCUACAUGUAUAAUUAUUUAAGUGUGGGUGUAGAUGCACAAGUAACAUUAAAUUUUCAUCGUACAAGAAAGAGUCGUUUUUAUUUUUAUAGUAGUCGAUUGUUGAAUAAGCUAUUGUAUUUAUGCUUUGGUAUGCAACAAGUAGUUGAACGAGAAUGUAAAGAUCUUAAUAAAAAUAUAGAAUUAUAUUUGGAUGAUAAAAAAAUAAAUUUGCCAUCCAUUGAAAGUAUUGUAAUAUUAAACAUUCCAUCAUGGGCUGCUGGUGUUAAUCUAUGGAAUAUGGGAUUAGAAGAUCAUGAAAAAUAUAGUAAACAAAGUAUCAAUGAUGGCAAAUUAGAAAUAGUUGCACUUUAUUCUUCAUUUCAUAUGGCUCAACUUCAAGUAGGAUUAUCUCAACCUUACCGUCUUGGGCAAGCUAACAGUGUAAAGGUAAAAAUAAUAAAAUCUUGUGCUAUGCAAAUUGAUGGUGAACCAUGGUAUCAACAUCCUUGUGAAUUUAAUAUCAAAUAUUGUAAUAAAGCUACUAUACUUAUGAAUUCUACUAAAAAAACUAUAUAAUUCUUUCUUUUUGAAAAAUAAGAAAGAUUCAAUUGCAUAUACAUUCCAAAGUAUGAUUUUAAGUGGAUAAAAUUUACUAUUAUAUUAUUAAUAUAAUAAUAGAUGAAAUAUAAGAUGUAAAUUAUUUUUCAUUAGGGAUAUAGGGAAUGAUAACUCAAAAAGAUGAAUGAGAGGAAGAUGGAUUUUCUUGGUGUGAAUUCAUGUCAUGUAGAGGAAUUCAUGUAGAAGAAAAGAAAAUUGUAAAUGAAGAAUAAAGAAUCAUUUAAGAUUGA
Apis laboriosa (Himalayan honeybee) is the source of this 2088-nucleotide messenger RNA. RefSeq names its product diacylglycerol kinase epsilon (gene Dgkepsilon). NCBI's taxonomy places the organism in Eukaryota, Metazoa, Arthropoda, Insecta, Hymenoptera, Apidae. Bases 224 to 1816 code for a protein of 530 amino acids. The transcript is spliced from 11 exons. The record is from RefSeq and is a predicted model, not a curated record. Gene Ontology annotation, molecular function: ATP-dependent diacylglycerol kinase activity.